AUGAGGGAUAACUCCCUACUAGGCUGGGAUGAUGGCCUCAAGCCCCUUGAUGCACUGGGCAUCUUCUACGUGAUCUUUGACAUCGUCUGGACUCUCCUGGUAAUGACAGGGCUCAUCUGGUUGUGGAGCAACAGGGCCAUUCCCUCUGUCCGCAUGCGCAAUGUGCCUCUGGCAAUCUGUUCAGUGCUCUUUCUGCAUGGCUACGGGGGGUUCUACAUUCUUGUUUAUCCACUCAAGGGGAUUACCAGCUGCCGCCUCGAGUUCUGGCUCAUGUGUGGCGUACUUCCAGUGGGGAUUGCGUUGUUUCAGGCUACGAACGUCCAGCUGCUGAGCGUGGCUACUCUCCAGCAGCGUUUCAUCAGGGAUGAUGGCACCUUUGAUGAGCCGACUCCGCAAGAAAUUCGCUGUCCGUUCAACAAGCUCAAGUGUUGGUGGACGCAUCUCUCGUGGGCUAGGCAGACUAUGUUUGCUAUUGCGAUUGGGAUGUUUAUCGAGGUAUUCAUCUAUACAUAUCCUUAA
Molecule: messenger RNA, 519 nt
Organism: Histoplasma capsulatum G186AR
Lineage: Eukaryota; Fungi; Ascomycota; Eurotiomycetes; Onygenales; Ajellomycetaceae
Exons: 1
Coding region: 1-519 (172 amino acids)
Source: RefSeq, a predicted model, not a curated record